Messenger RNA from Pseudophryne corroboree (corroboree frog), 971 nucleotides. RefSeq lists its product as uncharacterized. NCBI's taxonomy places the organism in Eukaryota, Metazoa, Chordata, Amphibia, Anura, Myobatrachidae. Gene Ontology annotation, biological process: regulation of transcription by RNA polymerase II. The record is from RefSeq and is a predicted model, not a curated record. Gene Ontology annotation, molecular function: protein dimerization activity. The transcript has 2 exons. Bases 110 to 835 code for a protein of 241 amino acids. Gene Ontology annotation, cellular component: nucleus.
GCAGUGCCUCACCAGCCACUGACCUCACCGCACGCCACUGAUAAAAAGUGUCUGUAGAAAUGAACAGGCACUGAGGGAUGUCCUCACCACACACAACACCAAGGUUGCCAUGCCAACUACAGCUGAAAUGGACAAACUGCAGAGGUUGGAAACGCUACUGGAGCCCUGCAGGUAUGUGACUGAACUUCUGGGAGGAGAAAAGUAUGUUUCAUGCUCUGUGGUUCUGCCUGCUUUUUGCCAUCUCUCUCGGGUCAUGGAGAGUUCAGAUGAUGACCCAGCCUACGUGGUCAAAUUUAAGUCUACAUUCAGAACAGACCUGGAGACACGCAAAGAAAAUGCCAACAUUGCAUAUCUGAAGAUUGCUACCGCAUUGGACCCUAGAUUCAAGGACCUCAAGUGUAUACCCAGAGCUGAGAGGGGUGAGGUGUGGGCCUUAGUCACCAACUUACUAAAGGAACAGAGGUUUGUUGCAGAGAAACCUGUGGAAGCAACAUCAGAGCCACCAAAUAAAAAGUUAGCCCUAUUGGCUGCUUCAUCAGAGUCUGAUUCUGAGCAGGAGGAAGAUUCAGUUGAGAACAGUGUGCGUCGAUUCAGAGCGGAGCCCACCAUCAGUACAGAGUCCUGUCCAUUAGAGUGGUGGUCCAAACAUGCAGGCUCACACAGCAGGCUGGCCUCCAUUGCACAGAAGUACUUGGCCACACCUGCAACAUCAGUACCCUGUGAAAGGUUGUUUUCUCCUGCUAGUCAUAUUGUACAGAAGAAGAGAGUUUCUUUAUCAUCUGAAAAUGUAAAUAACCUUGUGUGUCUUAGCAACUGGCUUGGUGCAGAGCAGUAAAUAGGUUACACACCUAAAAUAUAUCUGUCCAAUCUGGUGGGAACAAAAAUCUGGGUAAGAAAACAGAUUUAGAUUCUCAGAAAACAUAUUUUAUUUUUUAAUUUUUAUUUUUAACAUUUUUUAAAUGCUACUGUGU